GUCCUGGUUGAUUCUUUUCAACAUGGCAGCAAAGAAGAAGGAUUUGGUCCAUCAGAAUGCAAUUCACGUUGAGAUGAUCCGGAAGGAGCAAAGACAGCAAAUACUUCACACAGAGUUUAGCAUCAAUCCGCACAGGAAAUUACACAUCAUACCAGACAAACCCAUGUCCAGGAAACCAAAAGAAGUGAUUUCAGAGAACUCGGACUUCAUCGAGGCCUUCCACAAAGCUCGCCAGGAGCCUACUAAGAAAUAUACAACGCCACUGACCGAGAGUCAGGAGAUUGGAUGGGUGUCCACCGCCCUGAUCCCAGCAAAUCGUAAUGACGACAGAUUCAAUUUCUACCGCCACAGCUCAGACAUCACCAAGCAUCAAGAGUCCAUCCUGCGCUCUUCAAAAUAAACCUUCAUUCAAUAAACCGACACAGAAGAGGUGGGGAUGCAUUGGCAGGCUGUUGGAGCGUGCCGCUCAAUGUCUACUUCUUAGUGAAAACGUCAGUUUCUGCAUGUCAAAUGUAUUUGGUUAACGCUCUAAACAUGAUUAUUUCUGUACAGUGCAACCUCGGUUAGCAUGUUUUCCGGUUAAUGUUGACUUUUCGUACAUUCUCUUGUUGCGUUAUUAACACACUGCAUGAGUCCAACUGUGAAUGUAUUUUUAAUCACAAAACGUCCUAGUUAGCAGCCUGUUAGCUUGCUACUAUAUGGAAACAGUAAGCAGAAGUCAGCUCCGUCGCCCGUCUGUGAUGUCAUCAGCGGUUGAUUCUGUAGUUCUUUGAUAACUAACACAGUUACGUCACCAGUCUCUGCUUUUCUUUUGAUCACGGCUGCAAAAUAACCCACAAUGGAGCCAAAGAAAGUUGCAAGUGCCAGAAUUUUUCAAGUGAGAAACACAAUCAAAUUCAACAAAUCACCCAAAAGUAGCGUCCGAGUGGAUCUCGCUACAGUCUUUGCCAACAAUCACAUAUUCAAUAAAGGUGAAGUGAUGUUUAAUGUUCAUUUAUCCCUU
Molecule: messenger RNA, 1003 nt
Organism: Dunckerocampus dactyliophorus (ringed pipefish)
Lineage: Eukaryota; Metazoa; Chordata; Actinopteri; Syngnathiformes; Syngnathidae
Gene: cfap144
Product: cilia and flagella associated protein 144
Exons: 4
Coding region: 23-400 (125 amino acids)
Cellular component (GO): ciliary base
Source: RefSeq, a predicted model, not a curated record